AUGUCAUCUCAAAUAAAGAAGAUUUGUAAUUCGAUAAAUCGCGAGCAACUGCAAAGUAUUCGUGACUUAACAUCAGGACAUUUGAAUGAAAAUCAUUUACAUCGUCAUCAUCCAACAACAAAUGAAGAAUCAAAACCAUGCUGGCCAUCUUCCAAAAAACCUCAUCCAACUCUGCGACCAGCUCAUCACUUUAAAACCGACUCAUCAAAUGUUGAAGAAAUGAAAAAUACGUUAGUCGACUUUACUUAUUUGACUUUACCUGAAAUUCCAAUAAAAAAAUCGCCAAAAUCAAAAAAAUCCGAUGAGCAACUAUCCUCAUCCAUAACUAGUGAACAAUUACCACCGAUCAUGAACGAACGUAUUCAAGUUCCAGCAUUUUCAAUAGAUCUGUCUGAAGAACAACGAGUACGUAAAAUGAAAACAUUCAAUGAUAUGGUUUUGCAAAAGAAUGAUGUCAAUUUACAUGGCUUGGGAUAUAGUGAAGAUUUUGUUGCUUUUGUUGAACAAAAUCUUAUAUUAAAAUUAACCACUAUUGAAAGUCAAAAUAAAGGUCAAAUAAUUAGUUUAAGUCGUCUACAAGCUUAUGGUGAAGCUAUGAGUCAAUUGAUUGAAGGAUCAGUUGCCUUUGGUCCUAUUCUUGAACGUAUCAAAGAUGAAUAUGAAUUAUAUCUUGAUCAUUUAUUGACUACUCAACCUGAAUAUGGCACUCAAGUUGCUGAACAAUUAAAACGAUUACGUCGAAAUCAACCGAAUUUCUCAACAGCUGAUUCAGAACUAUUCGAUAUUGAAAAAAUCGAAGAACAAACAAGACAAGCAUUAAAACGAAAUCGAACAUUGAAUGAAGAACUUAAACGUAUAAAACAAGAACAAAUUAAUAUGAACGCUGCUGAAUUAGUUCAAGUUGUAGAAAUUGCUGUUACGCCAACAGAAGUAAAAAUUAAAACACAAGCAGAACAAAUUGAUGAUUUGAGACAAAACAUAUUCGAUUUAUUCGAUCGCAUAGCAAGAAAAAAACGAGAAUUAACUGACAAUUUUGUUCCAAUAUCUGUGUGUACACAAAUUCAACAAGCUAUGCGAGAUGCAGAAAUGGAUGUAAUAAAAACAAAUAAACAAAAUCAAGCAUUAUUAGAUGAACUCGAUACUUUAGAAGAAAGAAUAAGACAGGAAAUUCUUACAUACGAUCAAAGUGAAUUCGCUCAGGAAAAUGUUGAUCAAAUUAUUCAACUGCUUAAGAAAGCCGAUGUAUUGCAUAUGAAAAAAUCGAUUUUUAAUGAAGAUGAUAUUGAAGAUCAACACUUUCUGCAUACGUAUGAUGAUUAUUUUUCAUAA
Molecule: messenger RNA, 1329 nt
Organism: Rotaria socialis
Lineage: Eukaryota; Metazoa; Rotifera; Eurotatoria; Philodinida; Philodinidae
Source: the annotation of a GenBank genome assembly